CAACAAACAUUGAAAAUGGCGGCAUGAUCAGUCGGUGUGCGCGCCCCGCAAUUGAUUUGUGACUCAUUUUGAGCCCUCCGCUGCUACUUGUAACUUUCUUCUCCAGCCAACGACUUCCAGCCCUUCAAGAUGGUCAAACGCAAAAACCAGGUGCUCAUCGAUUCGGACAGCGACGCGAGUGACGACAGCGGAUCUGAUUUGGACUCGGAUCUGCUGUCACUUGCCAAAAAGAAGAAAACGGGCAGCGAAUCUCCACCUCCAGCAUCUCCGGCGGUAGAAAAUAGCAAGAAGUCUGACAAUGACUCAGACUCUGACACCUCUGAUUCGGACGACGACUGGGCGUCGAAGAGUAAAAACAAAAAGAAGAAAAAGCAGUCAUCGAGAAGAACUUCAAAGUCAUCCGAAAGCGAGGGAGAGGUCAGCGAGAAGGAGAAAAGCUCAGAACGGUCUGAGCCAGAAGAAGGGGAAGUUUCGGACUCAGGGGGUGAUUCAGAAAUUUCUGACUCGGACAGUCAAGAGGAAUUCAAUGAUGGAUACGACGAAAACCUGAUGGGUGACGAAGAAGAUCAGGCUAGGCUGGCUAAGAUGACUGAAAAGGAACGAGAGCAGGAAAUUUUUAAACGAGUUGAGCAACGUGAAGUCAUGAAAACAAGGUUUGAUAUUGAGAAGAAGCUUCGACUGGCCAGAAAACAAGAAAUGAACAAGAAUAAAAAGCGCUCAGACAAACUCAACUUUGAUGUUAAACGCAGUAGUGAGCGAAAGAAAACAGCUGAGGAAAACAGAGGCAAGACUGAUAAGAAAGCCCAAGCCAUGGACUUGCUCAAGGCCAAGAGACAAGCCAAAAUUGACAGAGAGGAGAAAGAAAAGGCUCGUCAGGAAUUGGAGAGCAAAGGAAAAGAGGGCGAUAAGGAUUUGGAAGACGGCGAAGAAGAAGACUCCGACAAGGCACCCACCAAGCUCAAGUUAUCAGACAUAUACUCUGAUGAUAGUGGAGACGAGAGUGGGAAACCAGACAAGGGCCCUUCACGUAAACGCUCUGUGAGCUCCUCCAGCAGUAGCAGCAGCUCAGAUUCUGAGUCGGAUAGCAGAUCAGUAGCCAGCGUCAAAAAAGUUCAGUACAUCUCGUCGCGGGAAGAACUUAACAAGAUCAGACUCUCGCGGCACAAGAUGGAAAAAUUCGUGCAUCUACCAUUCUUUGGCCGCGUUGCCACAGGAUGUUUUGUCAGGAUAGGCAUUGGAAAUGAUAGUUACGGAACUCCAGUUUACCGAGUUGCUGAGAUUAUGGAUGUUUGUGAAACUGCUAAAAUAUACCAGCUUGGCAAUACUAGAACUAACAAGGGUCUGAAGUUGAGACAUGGUGGCAAUGAACGAGUCUUCAGACUGGAAUUUGUGAGCAAUACGGAAUUCCAAGAGUCGGAGUUUCAGCACUGGAAAAAAGCUUGCGACAGUAAAGGCGUAACUCUUCCCACCAUGGAUGAAGUUGAAAAGAAAGUCAAAAGCAUAAAUGAAGCUAUGGUUUAUGAAUUCAAAGAGGAGGAUAUUGAAAAGAUUGUGCGUGAAAAAGAAAGGUUCAAAACUAACCCCUUCAAUUACGCAAUGAGAAAGACCGAAUACAUGAAAAUCAAAGAAGAGGCAUUGCAGAGAGGUGACGAGUCGAUUGUGAAUGACAUGGACAAGAAACUGGCCGACCUGGAAGAGAGAGCCAACGAGUUAGACAAGGCCCGCACACAAACCAUUCAGAGUAUUAGCUACAUUAACGACAGGAAUAGAAAGAAAAACGUUGAGCGUGCUGAAGAGGCUAUUUUGGAGGAAUUAAGAGAAAAUAAGGGCAGGAAGGUUGACGAUCCUUUCACUAGGCGCAGCACAAAACCGAGAAUGGUGUUCAAAGCUGAGGACAAAAACCCCAAACCUGAGGAUGAGGAACCUAUGGAAAUGCCAAAACCUAUACUACCUGAAAAGGCAAACAGCACUUCUGCCGAACCUUCUUUCCAAGUGCCGAAGCCCAGCGAAGAUCUUUUUUCGGCCCACGAUUUUGAUAUCAAGAUCGACUUAGAAGUACCCUUACCUCACAAUCCUGUUUCUAUGACCUCAAAGUCUGUCAACGCAGUAAAGGACACUGGACCAAGGCGUUCUUUAAAUCUAGAGGACUAUAAGAAGAAACGAGGACUAAUUUAAAGCCUUUAUACACUAUAAUUAAUUAUACUGAAUGAAGAGAGGAAUGUAAGAGUGCCAAUUUUGUGCUUCAUCAAGUACUGUUCUGUAUUAGCUAAAAUAUUCAAAAAUUUUCAAGAGCUCAUUUAGCAUGAGAAUUCUGGUAUACAACACAUCGCCUGUAAAAGUAUUGAAUAUCCUUUCUUGUUUAGGUAUUUGCCUUGCAAAUGAUAAUUAUUGAUAUUGCAUGUGUAACUUAUUGUGGAUGGAAUGAUGUACUUUGAGAGAAGGAUAAUUUUUGUUGUAAUGCUUUGAAAAAAUAUGUUAACUGCGGGAAAAUAAAUUUAUUUGGCUCAGGGACAGUCAAAACUAUGCUGUUUAAAAGCACUUGCCCUUGAAAAUUAGAAGCGAAUUAAAUUUCUGUUUGAUUAGAAAGUGCUAAAAUGCGGAACAAGUCUUAAAAAUUUAAAAUUUCGCGCCUCAAUCGUUCUUACCUUAUAUGGCAAUAACCUAUGAUACAAGAGUGUGAUUGGAUAUUUUUGCCGAACAUUUUUC
Messenger RNA from Neocloeon triangulifer, 2706 nucleotides. RefSeq names its product RNA polymerase-associated protein RTF1 homolog (gene Rtf1). The record is from RefSeq and is a predicted model, not a curated record. The coding region runs from base 130 to 2175 and encodes 681 amino acids. Gene Ontology annotation, cellular component: Cdc73/Paf1 complex. The transcript is spliced from 13 exons. NCBI's taxonomy places the organism in Eukaryota, Metazoa, Arthropoda, Insecta, Ephemeroptera, Baetidae. Gene Ontology annotation, molecular function: DNA binding; RNA polymerase II C-terminal domain phosphoserine binding.